AUGACAGGGAAGGAUAUCAUCCAAAAGGUUAAGGAAAAGGUAUGUAUAACUCAAGCAGCAUAUGAUAGAGAUACAGGAAAAGGGAAAAGUAAGAUGUCAAAGAAAAUUAAACAUGGAUAUCAUUUGGUGGAGGGAAAAUCAGGCCACGCCAUGGAAGAUUAUGUUUUUGCUGAAUUCAGACAAGUGGAUGAGAAUGAGCUUGGUCUGUUUGCUAUAUUUGAUGGCCAUUUGAGCCGCGAGAUCCCUAAUUAUCUCAAAUCUCAUCUUUUUAACAACAUAUUGAAAGAGCCUGACUUCUGGACUGCUACUGACACUGCUAUCAGGAGAGCCUAUCGCAUAACUGAUAGCACGAUACUGGAGAAAGCCAAGGAUCUCGGAAAAGGGGGUUCCACAGCUGUGACAGCUAUAUUGAUCAAUUGCCGGAAGCUUGUGGUUGCCAACGUUGGAGAUUCUCGUGCCGUGAUCUGCAAGAAUGGCGUGGCGAAGCAGUUGUCGAUUGAUCAUGAGCCUGAAAGGGAAAGGGACACUAUUGAGAACAAGGGUGGCUUUGUAACAAAGUUUCCAGGUGAUGUACCGCGUGUUGAUGGACAACUAGCGGUAGCGAGAGCGUUUGGCGAUAAAACUAUCAAGGAUCAUCUUAGCUCCGAGCCAGAUGUCAUAGUAGAGACGAUAGAUGAUGAAACUGAAUUUAUGAUAUUGGCCAGUGAUGGUGUUUGGAUGGUUAUGUCUAAUGAAGAAGCAGUCAAGUGUAUCAGGCAGAUCAAAGAUGCCAAAUCCGCAGCCAAACGACUUAAUGAAGAAGCACUUGCUAGAAAAAGCACAGACGAUAUCUCUUGCAUUGUUGUAAGGUUUGGCUAG
Salvia splendens (bonfire salvia) is the source of this 858-nucleotide messenger RNA. RefSeq names its product probable protein phosphatase 2C 39. Lineage: Eukaryota; Viridiplantae; Streptophyta; Magnoliopsida; Lamiales; Lamiaceae. The coding region runs from base 1 to 858 and encodes 285 amino acids. Gene Ontology annotation, biological process: protein dephosphorylation. The transcript is spliced from 5 exons. The record is from RefSeq and is a predicted model, not a curated record. Gene Ontology annotation, molecular function: protein serine/threonine phosphatase activity.